Triplophysa dalaica is the source of this 2956-nucleotide messenger RNA. It is a transcript of the gene tcf7l1a, whose product is annotated as transcription factor 7 like 1a. The record is from RefSeq and is a predicted model, not a curated record. Gene Ontology annotation, molecular function: RNA polymerase II cis-regulatory region sequence-specific DNA binding; DNA-binding transcription factor activity, RNA polymerase II-specific. Gene Ontology annotation, biological process: regulation of transcription by RNA polymerase II; canonical Wnt signaling pathway; generation of neurons. Gene Ontology annotation, cellular component: beta-catenin-TCF complex. Lineage: Eukaryota; Metazoa; Chordata; Actinopteri; Cypriniformes; Nemacheilidae. The transcript is spliced from 12 exons. Bases 778 to 2493 code for a protein of 571 amino acids.
UAUUUGUACAUGUCAAAUCGGAUUUCUUUGUUCAUCAUACAUUUUAUGAUUAUUCUUAGGUUACUGAAACUAUUGAAACUUUCAACCCUCAGAAGUGUUUGACUGUUCCUUUAAGGGGGUUUGUAGUGGUGAAUGGAGUGUCGGUUUACAUCUCAAACUCCUCCUUCAUUCUGAUGAGGGUGUUCCUUCCUUCUUCCAGCCCAGAGCGCUUCUAUCAUCCUGGGAUACAAAUGUUUCUUUAUCCGCACUCGCAGUCCAUCAUCGGAGUAGAUUUAUAAAAAUACGGCGAGAAAGUUUGCUCGCCUGUAAUAAAACCAUGGGGCUGACACGCCGUUACGCUUGACGCGGAGACAUUCAGCGUGUGGACGAGAAACUCUACACAGGACGGACUGAAACUUUUCUCGCCGUUGUUUUUCUCAACUUUUCGGUGCGCGACUUUCCGUCCCCCUCAGGACUAAUAGACGACUCCCAGCACACGAAUGGAUACCAAAUGAUGCCCGUGGACUGCUUUUGAUGUUUAUUUCGGCGUGGUUUAGUAGGAAGAGCGCAGCGCGCGCACACGGAGCGAAACAACUCCCGUAGACCCAAUCCGAUCAACCCACAGGCAGGCUUUCUGAUCCGAUCCGAUCCGAUCAUGGGAAAACUGGGAUUGCCUUGUUUCUUCUAACGUCACGUUUUUGAGAUUUGGGGUUAGUGCGGAUUACAGCGCCUGCCGAGAGAAGAAAGUUUCCUGCGUUUGUUUUCGAGCAGAAUUCGGAGCGUUUCGUUGCUUCCGACAUGCCUCAGUUAAACGGGGGAGGCGGCGAUGACCUGGGUGCGAACGAUGAACUUAUAUCCUUCAAAGAUGAAGGCGAGCAGGAGGAGAAAAUAUCCGAGAACGUGUCGUCGGAGAGAGAUCUAGACGACGUGAAAUCGUCUCUGGUAAACGAGUCCGAGAACAACAGCAGCUCGUCUGACUCAGAACAAACAGACAGGCGCCCUCAGCCCAGAUUCGACCUAGAAAGUUACGAGAAACAGAGAGAAUACUUUGCGGAAGCUCUGCGGCGACAGCAAGAUGGAGGAUUUUUCAAGGGACCCCACUACGCAGGCUAUCCGUUCAUCGUGUUCCCGGAUCUCACGAGUCCAUACCUCUCCAACGGGUCUCUGUCUCCCAGCGCACGGACGUAUCUACCAAUGAAAUGGCCCCUGCUUGACGUUCCUGGGACGGCGACCCUCAAAGACUCCAGAUCAGCCACACCAGGGCACUUAUCUAACAAGGUGCCGGUGGUUCAACACUCACAUCACGUCCACCCGCUCACGCCUCUGAUCACCUACAGCAAUGAACACUUCUCUCCCGGGACGCCCCCGUCUCACCUAUCGCCGGAUAUUCUCGACCCAAAGACAGGUAUACCAAGAACCCCUCACCCAUCAGAGCUGUCUCCGUAUUACCCUCUAUCUCCUGGGGCAGUCGGGCAGAUCCCUCACCCUCUAGGAUGGCUGGUCCCUCAGCAAAGCCAGCACAUGUACUCCAUCCCUCCCGGGGGCUUCAGGCAUCCCUACCCCGCGCUGGCCAUGAACCCCUCCAUGUCUAGUCUGGUAUCCAGUCGUUUCUCUCCUCACAUGGUGCCUCAUCCGACUCACAGCCUGCACCAGACGGGCAUCCCUCACCCUGCCAUUGUGUCUCCUGGCAUCAAACAGGAGCCCGGUGGCGACAAUGCCAGCAACCUGACACACGGGAAAUCCUCAGUGCCUGCGAAGAAAGAGGAGGAGAGGAAGCCUCACAUCAAGAAACCUCUCAAUGCUUUCAUGUUGUAUAUGAAGGAGAUGAGGGCCAAAGUGGUCGCGGAAUGCACCCUGAAAGAAAGCGCCGCAAUAAACCAGAUCCUGGGCAGAAGGUGGCAUUCGCUUUCACGCGAGGAACAGGCUAAGUACUACGAGCUGGCCAGGAAAGAACGGCAGCUGCACUCUCAGCUUUAUCCCGGCUGGUCUGCGCGUGAUAACUACGGAAAGAGGAAGAAGAGGAAAAGAGAAAAUAAACCCGACUCCGCACCAGAGAGUUUCUCGCCCCAGCACAAGAAGCAGUGCAUGCCGUACCUGCCGUCAGAGAAAAUGUGUGACAGCCCUACCUCCUCUCACGGCAGCAUGCUGGAUUCGCCUGCCACACCUUCCGCCGCCCUGGCGUCUCCGGCGGCCCCUGCCGCCACUCACUCGGAGCAGGCUCAGCCCCUGUCGCUCACCACCAAACCGGAGGGACGAGCGCACCACCCGCACUUCCCCCUGCCAGGGAGAGCCUCGGGUUCCAGUUCCUCCUCCUCCACCCCGUCUCCUUCAUCCCAUCCCAGCAUCUCUCUCCACAGCCAGUCGGCAGCCCUCCUCUCUCGCCCCAUCCCCUUCACCACUCUGCCCCCGUCUCUGCUCUCCCCGUCCUCACCUUUCCACCAGCCAGCUCUACAUUCCCAUCAUGCCUUGCUGCAGACACAACCUCUCUCCCUGGUCACCAAACCAGUGGAGUGAAUGGAAAACCAAUGUCAAGGAGAAACUUUUUACAGCUGUAUAUUGCCUUUUUUACCUUUUUAUAGAUAUUAGACCACGUUUUUAUGAUAGAAUGAAAAGGAGUAAUUAUUGGUCAAUAUUUGACCACCCCUCUAUUUUGCUUCGUCUCUUUGAAACAAAAAUGUAUUUUUUGUAAAUUGCCUCACGGUUGCCUUUUCCGACGUGAUUCUCCAAUGUUUCUACUUGUAUAAAAGACAUAUGUAUAAAGGUUUCUCUUCCCUUUUUUUUUUUUUUAAAGACGAACUCGACAAAAUGCAAUUUGUAGUUUAAGUUCAAUUCGAUCUUACGGUAGUUAGGAGUUUGAUUUUCAUUACUUCUUUCUUUUUUUGUCCUUUCUUUUUGGUAUCACCUCACCCAUUUCCUAACCCCGUGUGUGUGACUCUCCUAAGACUCCAUAGCUAAUAAACCUCAAGUUAUUUCUAAA